CCGAAUACAUGGCUCUGAGCGAUGCUACGCGCCAGAUUGCCUGGAUCCGCACUUUGUUGACUGAGCUCGGAUAUGACUUGCCAUCCACGCCUCUUUGUGUUGAUAACCAAGGCGCUAUCUUUAUGGCAGUAAAUCCAGUUCAUGAUAGGAGGACGAAGCACAUCGACAUCCGCUAUCACUUCGUACGAGAAUCCGUCGAAGCUGGCAAUGUCCAACUUUACCAUGUGCCGACUGAUGCGAUGAUCUCCGACACGCUCACAAAGUCUCUGGCAUGGGUGAAGUUCCAACAACAUCGGCUGUCUUUGGGUCUUCGUGAUCCGACUGUUUAGUCGAGUGGGAGUGUUGAAGCUUGUUUGUAUUAGC
This is a messenger RNA of Mycena citricolor, 363 nucleotides long. The record is from the annotation of a GenBank genome assembly. Lineage: Eukaryota; Fungi; Basidiomycota; Agaricomycetes; Agaricales; Mycenaceae.